AUGACGAAUGCUAUGAACAUUUCAUCUCGACCGAGACGUUAUUUCGCAUUACAUUACCUUUUAUUAAGGUUUUUGGGACUCGGAUGGUGGCAUCAUCCCGACGAAGCAGACACACGAAACUUUCGCGGUUGGUACUUUUAUUACGCUGUUAUAACGGAACUCGUUUGGGUGGCGGGAUUCGUAGGACUUGAGUCGAUAGAUCCCUUCAUCGGUGAAAAGGAGCUGGAUAGAUUCAUGUUCAGCCUUUCCUUUGUUAUAACGCACGACUUAACGCUCAUAAAACUUUAUAUUUUCUUUUUUAAAAAUCAAGAAAUUCAAGACACUGUUCGCACUUUAGAAAUAGGUUUACAAGAAUAUUAUCAAAACAAUGAAAAAAUUCGACGAACUAUUAAAAUUACACGAAUAUUAACAGCAUCAUUCGUCUUUUUCGGGUGGAUGACGAUUGCCAACACCAAUGUUUAUGGAAUAAUACAAGAUAUUCGUUGGAGGAAUGAAGUUUCUCUGUUAAAUGACUCAACAAAUAUACCUCCCAGAACCUUACCACAACCAAUUUAUAUACCCUGGAACUAUCAAACAGAGAAAUCAUAUAUAUUUACCUUCCUACUCGAAACUGUGGGUCUUUUGUGGACUGGUCACAUUGUUAUGACAAUCGAUACGUUCAUUGGUUCGAUUAUUCUUCACAUGAGCUCUCAGUUUGUAAUCUUACAAGAGGCGUUCAUGACUGCAUAUGAUCGAACUAUCGCUAAACUAUCUGAAGGUAUUCGAACUAAAGAGAGCACUCACAUUGAUUUUAUGGACGUCCACUACGAUAUCGAAAAUAAUUACAGAGAACAUUUUGUGAGGAAAUACCGAACCCAAAAAGAAAUUGAAGAUGCUUUGGAGGUUGUGCUGAAGGAUUGUUUUAAACAACAUCAAUUAUUAAUUAGCUGCGUGGAAAAAUUCGCGAAGACUUAUUCUUAUGGCUUCAUGACUCAAUUGCUGUCUAGCAUGGCGGCAAUUUGCGUAGUAAUGGUUCAAGUUUCGAAAGAUGCAUCCAGUUUUAAGUCAAUACGGCUGGUAACAUCUUUGGCUUUCUUCGUUGCGAUGAUCAUACAGCUUGCCAUACAAUGUUUCACUGGAAACGAACUUACUUUUCAAGCAAGUCAAGUCUCUGAAGCAGUGAUGCAAUGUAAGUGGGAGCUAAUGCCACCGCGUCUCCGCGUAUUGCUCAUUAUGACAAUUGUGCGAGCCCAAAAACCCCUGCGUCUCACCGCCGCUGGGUUCGCUUAUAUGGAUAAUGCCUGCUUUUUAGCUAUCCUGAAAGCAGCUUAUUCCUACUAUGCUGUCUUAAGUCAAAAGCAGGUGUGA
This is a messenger RNA of Parnassius mnemosyne (clouded apollo), 1347 nucleotides long. The record is from the annotation of a GenBank genome assembly. NCBI's taxonomy places the organism in Eukaryota, Metazoa, Arthropoda, Insecta, Lepidoptera, Papilionidae.